Paramisgurnus dabryanus is the source of this 1389-nucleotide messenger RNA. RefSeq names its product protein FAM43A-like. Lineage: Eukaryota; Metazoa; Chordata; Actinopteri; Cypriniformes; Cobitidae. The record is from RefSeq and is a predicted model, not a curated record.
CGCUGUGCUCUGGGAUCACUGUCUGCAGCUCAGCACUCAGCUGUUGAGAAAGUCUGACAAAAAAACUCUCGCAAUCGUCAAGAUUCAACUCAGUACAGCAUUUUGCUGUCACAAUGUUGCAGCUCAAGGCGAAUGAAGAUGAGCUCAUCGUGGACAAAGACAAAUACUCAAAGUUUUCUCUUGCUUCAGCUCUUUCUUCAUUUACUAAAUCAUACCCGGAUAGCGCUCUGAACCGGAUCUUUAAAUCCAGAAAGAAAAAGUUUAACAUCACCUCAGACGAUCCAACCUACACGGUAUUGUAUUUGGGAAAUUCAACCACCAUUCAGUCGAAAGGAGAGGGGUGUACGGACGUGGCCAUCGGGAAGAUUUGGAAUAAAAGUGAGAUGGGCAAAAACGGCACCAAAAUGCGCCUGACCAUCAGCGCAGAGGGAAUACGCAUGGUCCACUCCGACGAAAAGUCCAAAAAACCCGGACAUAUGUAUUUACUUCACCGAAUCACGUACUGCGUGGCCGACCCGAUGCUUCCCAAAAUCUUUGCGUGGAUUUACAGACACGAGAUCAAGCACAAAGCGGUGAUGCUGAGAUGUCACGCGGUACUCGUCUCCAAACCUGAGAAGGCGAAAGCGAUGGCACUUUUGCUGUAUCAGACCUCGAGCGCAGCUCUGAGCGAGUUUCAGAGACUCAAACGCCGAGAAGACGCCAAACAUCAGCAACAGAUCCUUAUAGGAGAGCUAUCGGUUCCUCUCGUGCCCAAGAGGAAGACGACGAGCGCGUACAAACCUCCAGUGGAGCGCAGCAGAAGCGCUCCUAAACUUCACUCCAUCACUGAAGAUCUGAUCGGGGAGAAAGAGGAGGAGAGGGCCACGAUGUUUGAUGAGUUUCUAGAUGAUGACUGUUUCAGCAAAGAGGAGCUAUGUGUCAUGAUCAAUGAACUGGGAGAGCUGUGUAUUGGAAAUGAUGUGAAGUCUUUGAAGUCUGACAUGCAGGUGACUCGUCUGUUGUGUGGUGAGAGCACAAGCAGUGAAUCGUCUAUAGACAGUAAUAUAGAGUUGAGCUCUGGAACCGAUUCUGAUGAGUUCACGGAUGAUAAACAUGCAGAAACGACAUACAGCUGAUUAACUUCUCACAUUUCCUCUAAACUAAACAUUCACACUGUGUGUAAACUGUUAAACAGCUUGUGCUUAAAACCUUGAACUGUAAGUUGUAAUGUGACCUCUUUUGAAGCAUUAUACUGAUCUUAAUGUUUUAAAUGCACUGUAAAAUAUAUCUUUGCUAUGCAAACGUUUAAAAUCCUUAAAUAUUUUCUUUCAAUGUAUAGAUGCUGUAUUAUACAGUAUUUUUGUGUUAAAUGUAAAGGUGUGAUUUGUCAAUAAACACAAAGGUGUCAUA